AUGCAGGGCCUUGCACGUGGGAGCCGGGCUCCCCUGGGCCUGCUCCUGAUCUGUCUGUAUCUGCCAGGCCUCUUUGCACGGAGCAUUGGGACACCAGAGGAGAAAAUCUCCCCACAUUCUGGAAAACCUUCCUUCACCGGCGUCUUCAAGCUUGGGACAGCGGGCUUGGCGCAGCCUCAGCCCAAGCCAGACCUCGUGAAUCAUGAACCACCGAGGGGUCUUCCAAGGUUCCCUGGAUUCUCACAAGAUGGUGCGCUACCUGAGGUGCCCAGCCAGCCUCCCUUCUGGGGGGAGUACCCCAGGGAGUUCUGGCUCUCCGAGGAGGACCCUCAGCAAGGGAUGGAGGCUGCUGCUGAGGACCGCUGGGAGCGAGUGCUGCCGGAAGCCCUGUCAUACCUUUCCAGAGGCAGACCUCUUCCUAUGGCUUCCUCGGCAUACGAAGCUUAUGGACCUGAGGACUCAGAGUCUGUACAGCCUGGUUCCAGUCCGCUGAGAACCGAGGCAGAAGCCUUCGCCCAGCACCCGUUUUUGUACUUCAUCCACAGAUUACUGCCUGGUUUUCCUUGGGGGAUUCUAAGUCCCAGUGCAUCUUGGGGAGGUGGAGGAGCAGGAACAGGGUGGGGAAGAAGGCCCAUGCCAUUCCCUUCUGGAAUAGGGGGUAGCGAUAGUCAAUUAGCAGGUCGGCACCCAGUAGUCAGUUGGGGGCCCAACGGUCUGUAUCCUACAGGCAGCUGGGGGAAUAGUGGUCGGUAUCCUACAGGAAGCUGGGGGGGUAAUGGUCGGUAUCCUGCAGGAAGUUGGGGGGGUAAUGGUCGGUAUCCUGCAGGCAGCUGGGGGAAUAAUGGCCGGUAUCCUGUAGGCAGCUGGGGGAGUAAUGGUCGGUAUCCUGCAGGAAGUUGGGGGGGUAAUGGUUCGUAUCCUGCAGGCAGCUGGGGGGGUAAUGGUCGGUAUCCUGCAGGCAGCUGGGGGGGUAAUGGCCGGUAUCCUACAGGAAGCUGGGGGGGUAAUAGUCGGUAUCCUGCAGGAAGCUGGGGAGCCAGUGGUUGGAAUCGGUUUCCUCAAGGAGUCCGACCUUCUGGUCCCAAUCAGCUUCCUCCCGGAGUCCGACCCCCUGGCUCUUCGGGGACCCUCCCAAACCCCAGUAUGCUGUGUGUGUACCCUCUGGACAGCCGGGCAUCACCCCAGAUCCAGGCGGCUGGGCAACUUGUAGGAGAGAAGCAGGUGGGGCCUAAGGGAUGGGAGCCGCCUGCCCGGGUGGGACAUGCUGUCCUGGUGUCUGUGCAAGAGCAGGGUCUACGUCUGCAGCUGCUGGACAGGCUGGAGAGACCCCAGGGAAGAGCAGGGUCUAUGUCUGCAGCUACGGACAGGCUGGAGAGACCCCAGGGAAGAGCAGGGUCUGCGUCUGCAGCUACGGACAGGCUGGAGAGACCCCAGGGAAGAGCAGGGUCUGCGUCUGCAGCUACGGACAGGCUGGAGAGACCCCAGGGAAGAGCAGGGUCUGCGUCUGCAGCUACGGACAGGCUGGAGAGACCCCAGGGAAGAGUAGGGUCUGCGUCUGCAGCUACGGACAGGCUGGAGAGACCCCAGGGAAGAGCAGGGUCUGCGUCUGCAGCUGCUGGACAGGCUGGAGAGACCCCAGGGAAGAGCAGCUCUGGUAAUGGAACUAAUGGGCCGGGCAUAAGCUCUCUCUACCUCAGUUUCCUUAUCCGUGAAAUGGGGACAGUCAGAGCUUUCGGGAGGAAGCCACCCGACAUUAACACGUUAGAGGCUCAGCACGGGGUUAAAUCAAGGCUCGUGCAAAUGAUCCUGUGCUCUUCUGCCCCAAUACAGCUGGUGCUGGACCAACUUCUUGGCCCUCUUUUUGAUGACUUGGUCUUUCCCAGAGGGUCUGAGGUUAGCCGUAAUGCCUGUCAGGAGAUGGCAGCUGUGCAGGCCACAACCAGGACGUCUACUGGCAAAUUUCAUCAUGUUUAA
Molecule: messenger RNA, 1974 nt
Organism: Arvicola amphibius (Eurasian water vole)
Lineage: Eukaryota; Metazoa; Chordata; Mammalia; Rodentia; Cricetidae
Gene: C9H6orf15
Product: chromosome 9 C6orf15 homolog
Exons: 6
Coding region: 1-1974 (657 amino acids)
Biological process (GO): extracellular matrix organization
Cellular component (GO): extracellular matrix
Source: RefSeq, a predicted model, not a curated record